GUUAAUUUCAAUAUUUUCAAAGGUGAAUUAGAGCAAUGCGUCAAAAACCAUAAAAAGUGCCGGUCUACGGACGGAGUCAAAACGGAAGAAGCCAAGGGUCUUUGUGUCAUUGAUGUCAGAACGGGAAAAGUCUGCGAAGCUCCGUCAAAUUGCGAAUACGUUGCUUUAUCCUACGUUUGGGGCGAUUAUCCUCAGGGUACCUCAAAAUUCCUACCUGUCGUCCAAGAUGCCAUCACUGCCACCAAGGAACUUCAUUACGGGUACCUAUGGGUUGAUCAAUACGUAAGUCGCCGUGCUAUAGCAACAUACAAUUCAUCCGUACCGGUGGCUAAUUGAAGUUUAGUGCAUUAAGCAAAGCUCCCAGCAUAUGGACUUGAUGGUCAAGCAUAUGGACCAGAUCUAUUCCAACGCCCAGUUAACGAUAAUCGCAGCUUUCGGCAGCAGCGCUCGUGAUCACUUGCCGGGGAUCGGUGACAAGCCAGUACGCUGUCAACGCCGCGCAGUAAUUGGCGAGACCUGCCUGAUCGAGAUAUCUAACGUCGGACCGGACACCGUCAAAUCUAGCAAGUGGGCUACUCGAGGGUGGACUUUUCAAGAGGGGUAUCUGUCCAAAAGAAGACUCGUCUUCACCGAUAAUGAAGUACUGUUUCUUUGCAAUGAGAGAUUGAGGAAGGAGACAGAGACGUCAAACAGUACAAACCUGAAUGAAUUCCAUUCCUGGGUGGUGCCUUGGGAAAGUGAUUCGCUUUGGCCGCACAUCAAAGAGUAUAGCAAACGAGAUUUAUCUAAAGAUAGUGAUGGUCUUAAUGCCUUUCUUGGCGUAGUGAAGUACUACCAAUUGAACAAGGACCGCGCCAAGGGGCAGAUAUCCCACAUCCGGGGAAUCCCGUUGCGGAUGAUUGAGGGACAGUUGCGUUUUGACUUCCUAUGGAGACAUCCUUCUAUCGCUCGUCGAAGGGACUGUUUGCCUAGCUGGUCUUGGUCGGGCUGGGGUGGUGUGUGCGAGAUCUUCUCUUGCGAAUAUGAUCAAUUGCACACUCAGCCCCCUCCGACAGAAGAACACGCUGCGAAGACUGAGAACCCCGUAGUCGAACGCAUUGUCCGUAUACAUAUUCCACGUAGGAACGGAACUGUUGAUCUGCACACUAUCAUCCAGGAACACCAGGCGGGUACGUUUCGUGAUACGGAUCAAAAAGAGUUACGAAUUACCUCAUUCGUUAUUCCAUUAAGGUUUCGUACAGUCAAUACUUCCCAGAUGUAUUUUCCACACCUGAAUGGCUCGCCGCCCCGGGGGCCAAAGACCGUUCUGACGUUCGGUGUCAAGCCGGAUGUCUUCCUCAGCUGCCCUGUGUACUUCGAUAAAGAGUAUAAUCCCAGUGUUCACAAGGAGGGGCUGGUGUUACCAAGGAAAGGCAAAUUCUACGAGAAAUGCGAAGAUUAUACCAUUAUCGUCCUUGAACCAACGGCGGACGGAAAAUAUGAGCGAGCAGGAAUCCUGAGACUAAAUUAUAAGGCGAAAUAUAAGUCAGACAGGCCGGGCAGCGGUGUGGUGGGUCGUCUCGUUGGUGAGCAAGCGAGUGAUAGUUGGGCGGUUUACUUGGAUAACGGCGGCGGAGUUCGAGGCUAUCCGAGGAGCUACGUGCAAUAUGGGGUUCCAAACGACUAUUUCUUUCUUGGAGGCUCAGAAUGGAAAACUAUAUGUUUGGUUUAGAGCAGCAUACGAAGCAAGCCAUAGGCGUUCACGUUAUUAAGGCCAACGAGGGCGAACUCUAGUAAUUAGGUACCUACAUAGGUAGAAAAUAAAUGACUAGC
Hypoxylon trugodes is the source of this 1812-nucleotide messenger RNA. RefSeq lists its product as uncharacterized. NCBI's taxonomy places the organism in Eukaryota, Fungi, Ascomycota, Sordariomycetes, Xylariales, Hypoxylaceae. The transcript has a single exon. The coding region runs from base 368 to 1711 and encodes 447 amino acids. The record is from RefSeq and is a predicted model, not a curated record.